AUGGUAGCCAUUGUAAUUUAUAUUUUUCUAUUACCUCUGAUGAACACAUUUCCAACUUCUUCGAUAACAAAUUCUGCAGAAAACAAUAAUAACUUGAUGCAGAAUUCUACUGAUUUGUAUGAGACCACCACAGUAUUGAUUACUGAAAUGAAACAAACAGAGGUGACAAGUUCAAGUAUUACAACAAUACCAUCAGCAGACCAGAUUGUUACUGUACCAUAUUACGAAUACAGUUCCACUACAGCUGGAAAUCCAAUGUUCUCCAGUAGCGCCAUUGUUUGCAUGGUAUUUGCCGUUCUUGUUUUCAUCAGCUGUGUUUAUCCAUUGAAAUGUUGUAAGAAUGUACAUUUGGAAGCGAGCAAAGUCUGGAUCGAAGACUAUAAACUUUACAUUUGA
Molecule: messenger RNA, 396 nt
Organism: Adineta ricciae
Lineage: Eukaryota; Metazoa; Rotifera; Eurotatoria; Adinetida; Adinetidae
Source: the annotation of a GenBank genome assembly